AUGGAAUACGCCAUGAAAUCCCUCAGCCUUCUCAGUCCCAAGUCCAUAUCCAGGUAUAUGACAGUGAGUACCUCUGUGGUGACCCAGCAGCUGCUGUCGGAGCCCAGCCCCGAGAUGGCUAGGGCCCGGCCCUACCGAGUUAGCAACGCCGCAAGGAGCGUCCGCAAGGGCAUUGUGGCCUCCAGCCUCGAGGACCUCCUUCACAAGACUAAGAACCCUAGAACAAGGUCAAGGACUGCCCGAGACACUCUGAUGCUGGCUGACAAGCCCCUUUCGCUGGUGCUAGAGGAAGAUGGUACAACUGUAGAGACGGAAGAGUAUUUCCAGGCCCUGCCAGAGGACACUGUUUUCAUGGUACUACAGAAGGGGCAGAAGUGGUGGUCGCCAUCAGAGCAGGGGGCUAGGUACAAACUCUCCCUCUCCCAGAAGCCUGCUAAGAAGAUUGAUGUGGCCUGUGUGACUUUCAACUUGUAUAAGACCAACCCACAGGACUUCAUCGGGUGCUUGAACAUGAAAGCCACCCUCUACGGCACAUACUCCCUGUCCUAUGACCUGCACUGCUGUGGGGCCAAACGUAUCAUGAAGGAAGCCCUUCGCUGGGCCCUCUUCAGCAUGCAGGCCACAGGCCAUGUGCUGCUUGGCACUUCCUGUUAUAUGCAGCAGCUCCUGGAUGCUACAGAAGAAGUGCAGAACCCCAAGGGCAAGGCUUUGUCCCUCAUCCCAACCUGUCUGAAGAUACUGCAAUGA
Messenger RNA from Elephantulus edwardii (Cape elephant shrew), 747 nucleotides. RefSeq names its product cell death-inducing DFFA-like effector c (gene CIDEC). Bases 1 to 747 code for a protein of 248 amino acids. The transcript is spliced from 7 exons. The record is from RefSeq and is a predicted model, not a curated record. Lineage: Eukaryota; Metazoa; Chordata; Mammalia; Macroscelidea; Macroscelididae. Gene Ontology annotation, biological process: regulation of apoptotic process; apoptotic process.